AGUUUGAUCUGAUAAUCCCAGAACGGAGGUUGCUAUUGAUCUUAUAAAGUGAAAUACCUAAUUUCAAAGCUUUUAACAAUAAAAAACUAACAAAUAAUAAGAUAGAUUCAAAGUUCAGUUUAGUUCAGUGCAAUAAUUUAAAAAAGUGUUUAAAGAACGGGUUCACACAAAGAAAUUUAUUCUCAAGAAAGUUGGGAAUUAUGGUGAUUUUUUAUGCCCGAUAUGCAUUUCUAUUCUGGUUCUUUGUGGGUACCAACCAAGGUCAACUGAUGCGUUUGACCCAAAUCUCCGAGGACGAGACUCUGCUCAAUGUAACCUCUUGCACACAAAAUUGUCUUGAAAUUGGGGAAAAUGAUUUUAAAGGCUGCUUCAGGUCCUGUCGUUUUAAUGGCACUGCUCCAGCUCCAUUACGAAAAGUCCAGGACAACUUUCAGCUUCAGAUGCAAUGCCAUACAGAGUCCCAGCUAGUUUUCCGCAUCAACUGGGUCCAACACAGCAAAGGAAACGAUACUGCUCCAAACGUCACUUAUAUAAUUAAAUUGGAUCUUGCCAACAACGAUUUUGAUGAGACUACUCUUUACCUGUCCGAUGACAAUUUCCUGGAGUUGCCUGAUUUAAGAGCCAAUUGCAGUUACAAUGUUACAGCUUUGGCGGUACAUGGAGAUGGAAGUUAUUCCUUUAUAACCAAGGAUGUCACUUUUUCCACUCUCAUGAGAGGCUAUCAACCUAGUAAAAUGGGAGCUGUAACUCUGGUUGGUUUUCUUCCUCAAGACGGGGAUCUUCAGCAUAUAUCUGCUGAGAUUGAGUGGCAACCAUCAGCAGAAAGGAAUUGCUUUUUUGACAUGGUAUCCUAUUCCACCAAUAGCGUCAAUAUGGACGAACCUAAGGUUGAGACCUUUCGUGAUCUAACAAAACAACACCGACACACCUUGGACAAUCUGGAAUUUGGAAAAAACUAUUUAGUUGGCGUAAGGACAGUCAAUAUCAUGAAUCGAUUGGAAAGUGAGGUGGAAUGGCUUACGGUAGAGGUGCCCACUUGCUUGGAGUGGUAUCCCUUCAACUACACGCUUUGCUCCCCCCAUAAACCGGAGAAUUUAAGUGUCCUGCAGGAGCAAUAUCUACCAAAUACUUUAGCCUUAAAUAUCACUUGGACGCGUCCCACGCACCUGCCGGAUAACUAUACCCUGCUAAUUUAUGACUUGUAUGUGGGUGGUUCAAAGAUGAACUAUACGCUGGACAAAAACGAAAGUCACUUUUUCAUACCAAAGAUCACUGUAAAAGGUCCCAGCUUUGACGUAUACUUAAUAGCCGAAUCCGAGGGAGGCACAAAUAUAACACAUUUAAACCUCAUAAAAGCACCUUUUGAAUCUUGGCUAAGUGGAGGCAACCUGGCCAAGCUAAUAAUCUUCAUAAUUGUGCCCAUUUUUUGCAUUGUCAUGCUCUGCUCCUUGACCCUGUGCCGGCGAAAUCGGCAGGAUUGUCAAGCCCUGGAAAUGGAGUCGAAGGAUGGAAAGGCUGUCGGGAAUCAGGCCAGCGAUUUCCAUCAGUCCAUCAUGGAUAGCAGUGGCCUAGGAUUGGUCACCCUGUUGGCUAACGAAAGUCUGGACAUUAUUGACGAGUUGGAGGUGGAACCGCGUUCAGUGCUCUUGCAGGAUGUCCUGGGCGAGGGAGCUUUUGGUUUGGUGCGACGAGGAGUAUACAAAAAACGACAAGUGGCAGUCAAGCUGCUAAAAGACGAACCCAACGAGGAGGAUGUGUAUGCCUUCAAGUGCGAAAUACAGAUGCUGAAAGCUGUGGGGAAGCAUCCGAAUAUUGUGGGAAUUGUGGGCUAUUCUACACGUUGCAGCAAAAGGAUGAUGUUGCUCAUUGAAUAUUGUAGUCUGGGAAGCUUGCAGAACUUUCUACGAGAGGAAUGGAAAUUCCGGCAGGAGGGUUCUGCCAUUGGUGUCAAACAAAAUAUCGAAGAGAAUAUUGAGAAACGCCGCUUCCAUCGUCCUAGCCGUAGUUCCAUUCAUGAUCGGAUCGAGGACAUUAAUAUCUCCAUGCUGUCCACCGUGGAGGAGGAAAGUGAAGCUGAUCAGACUAAAACCAGCAGUCGAGUGGAGACCUACACACUAACUCGAAUAACCAAUGCAGCAAAUAAUCAGGGUUAUGGAUUGGAGGAUAUAGAAAAUAUAGGUGCUCAUCCUGUACAAUGUGCAGAUAUCCAAGAGGAGAAGCCAAACAUACAACGCACUUUUGAAAACAAAGAGUAUUUCAACACUUUGGACUCAACAGAUGCCAACAAGAAUUUAACAAGAGUUCCCUUGAAAUACGCGGAUUUACUUGAUAUCGCCCAACAAGUGGCUGUUGGAAUGGAAUUUCUAGCUCAGAACAAAGUUGUUCAUCGCGAUCUUGCAGCCAGAAAUGUUUUAAUUUCACUGGAUCGGAGCAUUAAGAUUGCUGAUUUUGGAUUAAGUCGGGAUGUCUACCAUGAGAAUGUCUAUCGAAAAUCUGGAGGAAGCGGCAAACUGCCAAUCAAGUGGCUGGCCUUGGAGUCACUCACCCAUCAAGUUUACACCAGCCAGAGCGAUGUUUGGUCGUUUGGAGUAUUACUCUAUGAGAUCACCACGCUUGGAGGAAUGCCGUACCCUUCAGUUUCCCCUGGGGAUCUCCUGCAGCUCCUGCGACAGGGUCACCGCAUGAAACGUCCUGAUGGCUGCACUGAUGAAAUGUUUGCUUUAAUGGAAAGCUGCUGGUGUUCCGUUCCCUCCCACAGACCUACAUUUUCUGGCCUCAAGGAGCGACUGGGUGUCAUGAUCGGUGCUACCAACGAGAUCCCUCAAAGGUUGCAGAAACUUCAGGCAGCAUUGGACUCCACAGCGGAAUCUAAUGACAGUCUUCACAGUAAAGUGGAGACGUUGCCCAGCCAUGAAGAAGCCUACUUGGAACCCCUGCAGUAAAGUUGGAGAUCAAUCAACAUAAAUUAUUUAAGUGCAAUAUGAUAAACUAUUGAAUAUCCUAUUCUAGAAUUCGAAACCCAACUAAGACAAA
Drosophila bipectinata is the source of this 3033-nucleotide messenger RNA. It is a transcript of the gene tor, whose product is annotated as tyrosine protein kinase receptor torso. NCBI's taxonomy places the organism in Eukaryota, Metazoa, Arthropoda, Insecta, Diptera, Drosophilidae. Gene Ontology annotation, biological process: protein phosphorylation; multicellular organism development; cell surface receptor protein tyrosine kinase signaling pathway. The record is from RefSeq and is a predicted model, not a curated record. Gene Ontology annotation, cellular component: plasma membrane; signaling receptor complex. Gene Ontology annotation, molecular function: transmembrane receptor protein tyrosine kinase activity; protein binding; ATP binding.